Entrophospora sp. SA101 is the source of this 201-nucleotide messenger RNA. NCBI's taxonomy places the organism in Eukaryota, Fungi, Glomeromycota, Glomeromycetes, Entrophosporales, Entrophosporaceae. The record is from the annotation of a GenBank genome assembly.
AUGAAAAAAGACGCCAAGGUGAAGCUUUGUAACAUUUCUGGCUCUACAGGAACGGCCAAAAAAAAAAAACUUGAAUGUGUAAAAGAACUGGGAUUUCAAGCCUUAACUCCAAUAGCAGAAUAUUAUCUUCCGGAAAAAACGGCCGAAAUGCCUAUUUAUAUUGAAAAUAACCUUAGACAGAUGAUGUUUUUCAGCCUUUAA